CAAAACUCUCUUAUUCCCUCCCUCUUUCCGCUCUGUCAAUCGCCUUUCAUCUUUCCAGAUCAAAAGAUACACCUUCUACGUAUUUCUACUCAGCUCUCUCCCUCUCUCAUAUCUUUCUUUCUAUUCCGUUUUGUGGAGAAACGCCGUUGAAGUUUACGCGCGGUUACAGAUUAGUAUCUCAAUCUCUUUCAUGGAGUUACAAAUUGUAAGAAUUUUUGUUUACUUUUGAAGGAUUGUGGAACCAUUCUCCAGGGUAUUAGGUCCACAAUGGAUUACUUUCUUGACGGUGAGACUCCAGCUACCCUGCAGCUCCACAGAUGGGGCCCCUCUGAGUUUCCACUGAACUUAUCAGAGUUUCGUGAAGCUUUUAUUUCUCCGACAAGGGAGCUUCUAUUAAUUCUGUCUUAUCAAUGUGAAGCUUUGCUGCUUCCUUUGGUUACUGGGGAGCCCAUUGACAACAUUUCAGAAAUCUGCCACAAUGAAUGUGUAGAAAAUGAUCCUUUGACCACUUUCUGUUCCCGAUCAUCAUUGGAAUCUUCAACUCCUGCUCAUGCAUCAGCAGAUGGUCUCGAUAAUGGUUUUUCUGUUGAGCAUAAAUUUUCAAGAUCUAAUAGUUACCCUUAUGUUUGUGAUGUGAACUCACUGGCUUGGGGUGUAUGUGGGGAUACCUAUAAUCUGCAUGAAGAUGUUUUGUUCAGAGAGUUUUUAUUCGUGUGCAGUGGCUAUGGUGUCACAGUGCAUGCUUUUCGUGACCCUGGUAAAACUGCAAUGAGCAGAUCCUCAUUGGAGGGUGAUUAUGGGCAGGGGAGGUGGGUGGAAUGGGGCCCUUCCUCUACAUCAGCUCAAAAUAUCAAAUCUCAGGACUCUUGCAGCUUGUAUUCUGGAGGCACUAGCUCUAAUCCAGUUGUUAGCAAGAGCAAUGGAGAUAGAGAGUCUUUGCAGGAUGUGUACAAAGAAAAAGGUGUUGCUUCAAAGAGGUGGCUGCAUUCAUUUUUCACUAAAGCUGAAACUAUAAAAUCUGAUGGUAACAUCUGGACUAGGUUUCCGGAGAAGCCAUCAUUUCCAUGCUGUGCAAAGGUUGUUUCAUUUAGCAUUCUUGAUAAGAAUUUGCCAGUUCUUGACUUUCUUUCUCAUGGAAACUCUGCGUCUAACAUGGAAGAAAGUCAGCGUGAAACUGGUUUGGAUCCAGUUAGUAGUAUGAUAGCUUCUGAUAGUUUUGGUGCCAAUUCAUACAAAUGUUCCAGAGUGUUUUCCAGCAAUUCACAUUGCCUAAUUGGAUUUGUUUUAACAUUAACAGAUUCAGAUUCUCUUUUUGUCCAUACUCCAAAUGAGAUUGAAAGAAGCAAGAUAAAUAUUCUGCUUCUUGUGGCUAGGUUAGGUACUUUGGGAAUCCAGUGGGUUUCCAUGGUGAAGCUUGCAGAAAGUGUAAAUGUAGACCCUAUGACUGAGUGGACUGACUUUUGCUUUUCUGAUGACCUUCUUGUUUGCCUAAAGGCUUCUGGUUCAAUUAAUUUUUAUGCUGCAAUGUCGGGCAAGUGUGUUGGGCAUGUGGAUGUUUUUCAAGCUUGUGGAUUUAACCCUCGAUCUAGCAGACAGCUGCAGCAAAAAGUGUCUGUAGUUGAUACACAAAUUAAAUCUGUUGAUGAAAUUCAUGAAAAGUUAACUUCUCAACAUGGCGAUUUAUUUGGUAGAGGAAUAUUUAGAAAGUUGCUUGUUGCUGCCCAUACUUCCUUGUUAGCUGUAGUUGAUGAAUAUGGUAUUAUUUAUGUUGUUUGUGCUGGUGACUAUCUGCCAGAUAAUUACUAUGCAUAUGAGAAGCUACUUCCGCAUUUUCAACAUUUUGGGCUUGGCAUAUUUGUUGGUUGGGAAGUUGGUGGUUCUGAAAUAGGCCACCAGAGGGUAUAUCCUAAUAAGUCAUUCAUGAGGAAAGGAGAUGCACCAUGUGCGGAUUAUAAUGGCAGUAAGUCACUCUGGACGAUCCAGCAAGGGAACAUGCAUGGCCUGGGUUCCCAGGGUGACUUUUGCUCAAAUGUCUUUUCUGCUGCAUCAGAAUGUAAGUCUUGUGAUCCUAAGGGACAUUCACAUCCGAUGCGGAAAAUUUUUCUUCCCCCAGAAAGAUUCAGUGAGGACGAUUGUAUCUGUUUUUCACCUUUGGGAAUCACUCGGCUUACCAAGAAGCACAAUAUUAAGAAUCAAAGGACUGCUAAUCUCAUUCACUUAAAUCGGCAUAUGGGUUUAGUGGUUCAUGAUGACAGAUAUUUGGAUUCUGGGGGAAAAAUGUUUUAUUGUGGAGGGGACGAAGAAGCCUCUGUUGGAGAAGCAAUUGGUUGCUCUUUUCAGGGAUGUUUUUAUUUAGUGAACAAAGCUGGCCUUUCAGUUGUUCUUCCCUCUAUGUCUUUUUCAUCUAAUUUCCUUCCUGUUGAAACUAUUGGAUAUCGGCAGCGCAGUUUCUAUACAGACACUGUUUCUCCAGCAAGAAGAACUCUUCAAAUAAUGGAAUCAAAAGAGCUCUUCUCAGCUUGGAAGGUUGAAGUUUUGGAUAGAGUUCUUAUUUAUGAAGGCCCUGAAGAGGCUGAUCGUCUAUGUUUGGAAAAUGGCUGGGACAUAAAAAAUUCCAGGAUACGUCGGCUACAAAUGGCACUGGACUACCUGAAAUUUGAUGAAAUAGAACAAUCUCUAGAAAUGCUUGCGAGUGUUAAUUUGGCUGAAGAAGGCAUCUUGAGAUUGCUGUUUGCUUCUGUAUAUUUGAUGUGUCAUAAAAAUGGAAGUGACAGUGAGGUUUCUGCUGCAUCAAGGAUUCUUGCAUUGGCCACUUGCUUCACAACCAAAAUGAUUCGAAAUUUUGCUCUACUUCGGCAAAAAAAUGGCACAUUACAAAAUUUUAGGAAGACCCAGUUGCCCUCUCUUCCACCAGUUUUACCAGAAAAGGUAAACAAAAUGGAGGGCUCAAGAAGGCUUCAUGAUAUGGCUCGCCUUUUGGAGAUCAUCCGGAAUCUUCAGUAUCGACUUAGAGCAAAAGUGAAAAAGCCUGGCCAGGGAUUGGCGGAUGCUGGUGAGGCAUUAAAUUUCAUGGAUGCUGAUUUUUCAGAGGAUGAAUGUCAAACUUCAGUUAUUCCUGCUAAUGCUGUAUCAAUGGAGACACUAAACCAACAAGAACUUUCAAUUUCUGUGUCCAUGGGCUCCAAGAAUGAGAAGCUUGCGUUGAUGUCCAAGGAUGCCUUGGAUUCUGAUUCCCAUUUGGAUCAAGAUGAUUCUACCGCAGUGUCAGAAUUUGUGACACAAGCUGGAAAUUUGGGAAGGAAAGUAUUUCCCUUGGAAAAUCCUCAGGAGAUGAUUGCACGAUGGAAGUUAGAUAAUAUGGACCUUAAAACUGUGGUUAAAGAUGCUCUUCUCUCUGGUCGUCUGCCUUUAGCAGUUCUUCAAUUACAUCUUCAUCGUUCAAGAGACUUAGAUACUGAUGAGGAGCCUUCUGAUACUUUUAAAGAAGUUCGUGAUGUUGGAAGAGCCAUUGCUUAUGACCUAUUUUUAAAGGGUGAAACUGCGCAUGCUAUUGCAACAUUGCAAAGGCUUGGAGAGGACAUUGAAACCUGCCUCAAGCAGUUGCUAUUUGGUACAGUGAGGAGAUCCCUCCGGAAUCAAGUUGCAGAAGAGGUGAGAAGAUAUGGUUACCUGGGACCAUAUGACUGGAAGAUGUUGGAGAUAUUAUCACUAAUAGAGAGGCUGUAUCCUAGCAGUAGUUUCUGGAAAACCUUUCUUGGUCGGCAGAAGGCAUUGAUGAAAGCCACAUCAACUUCAAAUUCAACCAGUGGAAUUACGCUACAGUUAUUAUAUACGCAUCUAUUUGGCAAUCUUACCAUUGACUGUGGUGAGAUAGAUGGAGUUGUUUUAGGCUCAUGGACAAGCAUCAACGAAAAUACUCCUGACCCUGUGGUUGAUGAAGAUACUGCUCACGCUGGAUACUGGAAUGCUGCUGCAGUGUGGUCUAGUGUCUGGGAUCAGAGAACUAUUGAUCGUAUAGUUAUGGAUCAACCGCUCCUUAUGGGUGUUCAUGUAUUAUGGGAAUCUCAGCUGGAGUAUCAUUUAUGCCAUAAUGACUGGGAGGAGGUUUUUAAACUUUUGGACCUUAUUCCUACAUCUGUUUUAUCAGUUGGAAGCCUUCAAAUCACUUUGGAUGACUUAAAGCAUUCACCAGCUGUUGGAUGUAGCAGUGAACUUCCUGAGUACAGCAAUUAUAUAUGCCCUAUUGAAGAAGUAGAUGCAGUAUGCAUGGAUGUUCCAGGAGUCAAAAUAUUCAGGUUUUCUGUAGAUUCAAUGUGCUCCAUGUGGUUAAGGAUACUGAUGGAACAGGAGCUUGCGAAGAAAUUUAUUUUUUUAAAAGAUUAUUGGGAAGGCACUGCAGAAAUUGUAGCUUUACUAGCUCGUUCAGGCUUCAUAACUAGCAAAUUUAAUAAAAUGUCAUCAGAGGAUCAUUCUGUGAAGAGUUUGUCUGAUCUGAGUGCAUCAAGUGGUGGAAAUUUUGAUUUUGAUACCACACAAGCUUUGCAUAAAUUAGUCGUGCAUCAUUGUGUGCAAUAUAACUUGCCAAACUUCUUGGAGCUAUAUCUUGACCAUCACAAAUUGGUGCUGGACAGUGAUUCACUCUACUUUUUACAGGAAGCAACAGGAGAUUGCCAAUGGGCAAAAUGGUUGCUUCUAUCUAGGAUUAAGGGUCAUGAAUAUGAUGCAUCAUUUUGUAAUGCUCGGUCUAUAAUGUCGCAUGAUAGCAACCUCAGUGUUCUGGAGAUUGAUGAAAUAAUUCGUACUGUUGAUGAUAUUGCGGAAGGAGGGGGUGAAAUGGCAGCUUUAGCAACUCUGAUGUAUGCCCCUAAUCCAAUUCAAAAUUGCUUGAGUAGUGGCAGUGUGUUAAGGCAUAGUCGCUCCACAUCUCAGUGCACUUUGGAAAACCUUAGGCCAAUUUUACAACGCUUUCCUACAUUGUGGCGAACACUUGUAGCCGCAAGUUUUGGACAAGAGACUUCUAAUUUCUUGGGCUCGAAAACAAACAAUGCCCUGUCAAACUACUUGUGUUGGCGUGACAAUAUCUUCUUCUCUUCUGCCCGUGAUACUUCACUUCUACAAAUGCUGCCAUCUUGGUUUCCUAAAACUGUGCGGAGGUUGAUUCAACUGUAUAUCCAGGGUCCUCUUGGAUGGCAAUCGUUCUCAGGCCUGCCUAUAGGAGAGUCUUUGUUGGAUAGAGAAAUUGAUUUUUACAUACAUGCUGAUGAAAGUACUGAGAUAAGUGCUGUCUCCUGGGAAGCAACAAUACAAAAGCAUGUUCAAGAGGAACUUUAUGAUUCCUCACUUGGGGAAACUGGACAUGGGCUUGAGCACCAUUUGCAUCGUGGCCGUGCACUUGCAGCUUUUAAUCAUAUUCUUGGUGUUAGAGUUCAAAAGUUGAAACUGGAAGGCCAAUCUGGUGCUACAUCACAUGGACAAACAAAUGUCCAAUCGGAUGUGCAAAAACUUCUAGCACCUAUAGCACACAGUGAAGAGGCUAUUCUUUCAUCUGUCAUCCCACUUGCAAUUACUCAUUUUCAGGAUUCUGUUCUGGUGGCAUCAUGUGCUUUUCUAUUGGAGCUUUGUGGUUUGUCCGUAAGCAUGCUUCGUGUAGACAUUGCUGCCUUGAGGCGGAUAUCUUCAUUUCACAAAUUAAAUCAAAGUAAUGAGAAAUAUGGUCAAUUUUCACCUAAAUACUCUGCAUUGCAUGUGUCUGAUGGAGCUGGCAUGAUAGAUUCUCUGGCUAGAUCACUAGCAGAUGAAUAUCUGCGGAAGGAUAGUGCAAGUGAUGCUAAGCUAAAGAGGGCAACAGGUUUCUUGUCAAGCGAACGCUCUUCUCGAGCUCUCAUGCUAGUCCUACAGCAUUUGGAAAAGGCUAGCUUACCAGGGAUGAUGGAUGGAAGGACAAGUGGAUCUUGGCUGCUAACUGGUAAUGGUGAUGGAGCUGAAUUAAGGGCUUACCAGAAAGCUGCAAGUCAACGCUGGAAUUUAGUUAAAGUUUUCUGUCAGAUGCACCAGCUUCCCUUAAGCACAAAAUACCUUGCUGUAUUGGCAAGAGAUAAUGAUUGGGUUGGAUUUCUGUCUGAAGCUCAGAGUGGUGGAUACUCUUUUGAUACAGUUAUUCAAGUGGCAACCAAGGAAUUUAGUGAUCCCCGCCUCAAAAUUCAUAUUUUAACAGUCUUGAAAGGCAUGCAAUCAAGAAAGAAAGCUGGUUCUCCUUCUUACUCAGAUAUAGUGGAAGAGACGUCCUGUUCAAAUGAUAGUGUACUCAUACCUGUUGAACUCUUUAGAAUUUUAGCAGAUUGUGAGAAGCAAAAAGAUCCUGGAGAGGCCCUCUUGAGGAAGGCAAAAGAGAUGUCGUGGUCACUUUUGGCAAUGGUAGCAUCAUGCUUUCCAGAUGUGUCUCCAUUAUCCUGCCUAACAGUUUGGCUGGAGAUUACAGCAGCAAGGGAAACUUCAGCCAUCAAGGUGAAUAACAUUGCUUCCCAGGUUGCUGAUAAUGUUGGAUCAGCUGUGGAAGCUACCAAUUCCCUGCCAGUGGGUAAUAGGGCUGUAACAUUUCAUUACAACCGGCAGAAUCCAAAACGUAGACGUCUCUUGGAGCCCAUCUCUGUGGAUCCAUUGGUUGCGACUGCUGAUGGGUCAAGAACUCAUAGUCCAAAAGUAUCUGUAGCAAAAGUAACUGGUGAAGAGGAAAGAAAAGAUGGAGUCAGUGAACAUAUUAAUUUAUCAAAUGAUUCCGAAGAAGGGCCGCUGUCUCUCUCAAAGAUGGUGGCAGUGCUUUGUGAACAACACUUGUUUCUGCCGUUGUUAAAAGCUUUUGAAAUGUUUCUCCCUUCAUGUCCUUUGCUGCCUUUCAUCCGUGCGCUACAGGCAUUUUCACAAAUGCGGCUAUCUGAAGCUUCAGCUCAUCUGGGUUCCUUUUCUGCCAGGAUAAUUGAUGAAGCAUCCGCUUUCCAAUCAAGUAUUGGAAGAGAAGGGCAGACUGGAGCAUCAUGGUUAAGUUCCACUGCUGUAAAAGCUGCCAAUUCCAUGCUUUCCACUUGUCCAUCUCCUUAUGAAAAAAGAUGCUUGCUACAGCUCCUUGCUGCAACUGACUUUGGCGACGGAGGAUCAGCAGCUACAUAUUAUCGACGACUUUAUUGGAAAAUUAACUUGGCGGAGCCUCUGUUACGGAAGGAUGAUGGUCUACAUCUUGGGAAUGAGACCCUAGAUGAUGCUUCACUUUUAACUGCACUAGAAAAUAAUGGACAUUGGGAGCAAGCACGCAACUGGGCCAAGCAAUUGGAGGCCAGUGGCGGACCAUGGAAGUCUGCUGUUCACCAUGUUACUGAAACUCAGGCUGAAUCCAUGGUAACUGAAUGGAAGGAGUUUCUUUGGGAUGUUCCUGAAGAGAGAGUUGCUUUGUGGGGCCAUUGUCAGACACUGUUCAUAAGAUAUUCCUUUCCUCCUUUACAGGCUGGGUUAUUUUUCCUAAAACAUGCUGAAGCAGUGGAGAAAGAUCUUCCAGCAAGAGAGCUUCAUGAACUGCUUCUGCUUUCUCUUCAGUGGUUAAGCGGAAUGAUAACUCUGUCUAAUCCUGUUUAUCCCAUAAAUCUUCUCCGAGAAAUUGAGACCAGAGUAUGGCUCUUGGCAGUAGAAUCAGAAGCUCAGGUAAAGAGUGAUGGAGAUUUCACAACCACCACUUCCAGCCGGGAUCCUGUAAAUGGAAAUACUUCCAAUAUCAUUGACAAGACUGCAAAUUUAAUAACAAAGAUGGACAUUCAUAUAAAUUCAAUGAGUAAUAGAACUGUUGAGAAACAUGAUGCGAGGGAAAACAUAUUAGGACUUCAGAAGAACCAAGUACUGGAUGCCAGCACUCCAACAGCAGGAUUCAGUUUGAAGGCAAAGAGGAGGGCCAAAACUUAUUUGCCAUCAAGACGACCGUUUAUGGAGUCGACAGAUAAAAAUGCUGAUCCUGAAGAUGUUUCGGUUGGUCACACUUCCAAAAAUGACUUGCAGUUGCAAGAUGAAAACUUCAAGUUAGAAAUUUCUUUUUCUAAAUGGGAGGAAAGGGUUGGACCUGCAGAGCUAGAAAGGGCUGUUCUUUCUCUACUGGAGUUUGGACAAAUAGCAGCUGCCAAGCAACUCCAGCAUAAGCUGUCUCCAGAAAGCACUCCUUCAGAGUUUGUGCUUGUUGAUGCUGCUCUAAAGCUUGCUGCUAUCUCAACUCCUUGUAGCAAAGUUUCUCCGUCAGAGCUUGAUGAGGAAGUGCAUUCUGUUGUUCAGGCGUAUAAUAUAUUCACUGAUCAGCAUCUGGUCGAUCCACUAGAGGUGUUGGAGAGUUUAACAACUAUAUUUACUGAGGGUAGUGGACGCGGUCUGUGUAAGAGAAUAGUAGCUGUCGUAAAAGCUGCAAAUAUUCUGGGUCUCUCUUUUUCCGAGGCAUUUGAGAAGCAGCCAAUUGAAUUGCUGCAGCUUCUUUCUCUUAAAGCACAGGAGUCAUUUGAAGAAGCUUCUUUGUUAGUACAAACUCAUUCCAUGCCAGCAGCAAGUAUUGCACAGAUUCUGGCUGAAUCCUUUUUAAAGGGUAUAUUGGCUGCACAUCGUGGGGGAUAUAUGGAUUCUCAGAAGGAAGAAGGACCUGCUCCUCUAUUGUGGAGAUUUUCAGACUUUUUAAAGUGGGCUGAGCUUUGCCCUUCUCAACCUGAAAUUGGCCAUGCAUUGAUGCGUUUGGUGAUCACAGGACAAGAAAUUCCACAUGCAUGUGAGGUGGAGCUUCUUAUUCUGUCUCACCAUUUCUACAAGUCAUCAGCUUGCCUUGAUGGAGUUGAUGUCUUGGUAGCUCUUGCUGCCACUAGAGUUGAAGCCUAUGUCUCUGAGGGUGAUUUUCCAUGUUUGGCUCGAUUGAUAACUGGGGUUGGCAAUUUCCAUGCCCUUAAUUUCAUUCUUGGAAUUCUCAUAGAAAAUGGUCAGCUGGAUCUUCUACUUCAGAAGUAUUCAGCUGCUGCAGACACAAAUGCAGGCACUGCUGAGGCUGUAAGAGGAUUUCGGAUGGCUGUUUUGACAUCAUUAAAGCAUUUCAACCCAAAAGAUCUGGAUGCAUUUGCUGUGGUGUAUAACCACUUUGACAUGAAGCACGAAACAGCUUCUCUUUUAGAGUCACGAGCGUGGCAGUCUUGUGAGCAAUGGUUUCAUCGUUAUGACAAGGAUCAGAAUGAAGAUCUCCUUGAAUCUAUGCGGUAUUUCAUUGAAGCAGCUGAAGUUCACUCUUCCAUUGAUGCUGGCAAUAAAACUUGCAGAACUUGUGCUCAGGCUUCCCUUGUUUCCCUUCAAAUUCGAAUGCCGGAUUCCAGGUGGCUAAGUUUAUCUGAAACCAAUGCCAGGCGAUUAUUGGUAGAGCAAUCCCGUUUUCAAGAGGCCUUAAUUGUUGCCGAAGCGUAUGGUCUCAACCAACCAAGUGAGUGGGCUUUGGUGCUUUGGAAUCAGAUGCUAAAGCCAGAACUAACACAAGAAUUUGUGGCUGAAUUUGUUGCUGUUCUUCCACUCCAACCUUCAAUGCUCGUGGAACUGGCUAGAUUCUAUAGGGCUGAGGUAGCAGCCAGAGGUGACCAAUCGCAAUUCUCAGUGUGGCUGACCGGGGGAGGGUUACCUGCAGAAUGGGCUAAAUACUUGGGCAGAUCAUUCCGAUGCUUGUUGAAGAGGACUAGGGAUCUGCGGUUAAGGUUACAGCUCGCUACAAUAGCAACUGGUUUUGGUGACAUUAUCGAUGCAUGUGUCAAGGCACUCGACAAGGUUCCUGAUACUGCCAGCCCCCUUGUACUGAGGAGAGGUCACGGUGGAGCUUACCUCCCAUUGAUGUGAAAUGCUAUUGCACUCUAAAUUCUAAUAUAGCACGGCGGUUUAUAUAUACCCCCUAAUUUCUUGGGGAAUACACAGCUGGGGGCAAUGGAGGAGUGAAUGUAGAUUAGCUUGUUAGUUAGAUGGGAUGGGAAAUCUUGUAAAUACCAAAGCUAAAAACCUUGUUUAUUCUUGCUUUUUCCUUUUCCAAUACUUUGGAGGGCAACUUGUAUUUUCAAUUAUACAGUGAGGGAGGGCAAUGUUCAUUUUUGUAAGAGAAAGAUACAUGCAUAUAUUAUAUUCUUUUUGUUUGUGUUUGUAUUGAUGAUAUUUUGCAAAAAAAUUUUGAAUUUGAAUAAUAAAAUAUUUCUCAUAGUUAAUUAAAA
Molecule: messenger RNA, 10241 nt
Organism: Jatropha curcas
Lineage: Eukaryota; Viridiplantae; Streptophyta; Magnoliopsida; Malpighiales; Euphorbiaceae
Product: spatacsin carboxy-terminus protein
Cellular component (GO): cytoplasm
Source: RefSeq, a predicted model, not a curated record